Pistacia vera is the source of this 1502-nucleotide messenger RNA. RefSeq lists its product as uncharacterized. The coding region runs from base 85 to 1365 and encodes 426 amino acids. The transcript has 8 exons. The record is from RefSeq and is a predicted model, not a curated record. NCBI's taxonomy places the organism in Eukaryota, Viridiplantae, Streptophyta, Magnoliopsida, Sapindales, Anacardiaceae. Gene Ontology annotation, molecular function: zinc ion binding.
UCUUCUUCAUCUUCUUUCUUUCUUUCUCCACUUUAUUAUUCUAAACUGUUUAUUCUUCUUGGGAGACUAAUUGUACACAAUAUAAUGCACUCAACUCAACCUCCACUCACUCAUGAAAAUAAUGAGGUUUCUGCCCAGGUUGAUAUCCAAAUCGAGGCCCCCUCAAAUGAUAAAUUUUCAAAUACAGCACCAAGUGCAAAGCGCUCCGAUCUUUCACUUCAAAUACCCCCUAGGCCAAUAGGUUUUGGUAGUAGCAGAAGUGGAAAGUUACCACUCCAGUCUCAAGGUUCAAUUAAAGGUAGUUUAUCACCUGGAGGUUUCUUGCGGGGUUUAAGCUUUAAGAAGAAAGGUCUUGUACCUGAAGGCGAAAGAAGCUCCCUCCUCGGUACUGACUCUCAGACAGCCUUGGAAAGUCCUAUUGUAGCCAAUAUUUCAUCUGCAUUUUCUGGGGAAAGAUGUACAUCUCUUCCUGUUACACCUGCAUCAAACUUGUCCCCCUCGGUUUCUUUGCCUGCUUCAGCAAGAACAUCUCGUGAACAGCAGAAAUCAAAUAAAGGGGCAGCACCUGCCGUAGUUUCAAGGUCCCUGUCUGUACCUGGAAGAAAUGUCAUUAUUGUGAGAUCCGUAUCUUUUCCAACCCCUAAAGAGCAUGACAUGACAGAUACUAAAGAUGAUCAAAUAAUUCCUGCUCCCACAGAAGACAGUGAUGAGGAGAUUGCUGAAGAGGAAGCUGUGUGCCGCAUCUGUCUUGAUGUAUGUGAGGAAGGAAAUACUCUCAAAAUGGAAUGCAGUUGCAAAGGUGCCCUUAGACUUGUCCAUGAAGAAUGUGCAAUUAAAUGGUUUACCACAAAAGGAAACAAAAACUGUGAUGUCUGUGGGCAAGUGGUGCAAAACUUACCUGUAACGUUGCUUCGGGUGUCAAGCUCUGCUCAAAGGGACAAUAGGCAGGACCGUAAUCAACAGGCUUUACAUUCACAAUCAGUAAGUGCCUGGCAAGACUUUGUGGUGCUUGUCUUAAUUAGCACAAUCUGUUAUUUCUUCUUCCUUGAGCAGCUGCUGAUACAUGACUUGAAGACUCAAGCAAUUGUACUUUCAGCACCAUUUGCACUUACCUUGGGCCUUUUAUCAUCAAUCUGUGCAGUCAUUUUAGCAAUCAGGGAGUAUAUAUGGACUUAUGCGGCUCUUGAGUUUGCUCUAGUGGCCAUACUUGUCCACUUCUUCUAUUCUAUUCUUCAUCUCAAGGCCAUUUACUCGAUACUGCUUUCAUCAGUUUUCGGUUUCGGCACAGCUAUGAGCCUCAACUCAUUAUAUAUCCAAUAUUUUGCUUGGCGUGUUCGAGUUUCCGAGAAUUCUAGCCCAGCAUGACUAAAUACCAGAGGGAAACAGUGUCAUGCAAUUUUGGGCUGUUUAUUUACUGAUGAGGUUGGCAUUUGCAAAUUUGUUAGCACGAGGAAAAUCAACCCAAGCCGUGAAAAAUAUUUAGUAACAUUGUUAAGUAUUUC